This is a messenger RNA of Diachasma alloeum, 1185 nucleotides long. Its product is annotated as protein masquerade-like. Lineage: Eukaryota; Metazoa; Arthropoda; Insecta; Hymenoptera; Braconidae. The coding region runs from base 1 to 1185 and encodes 394 amino acids. The transcript has 6 exons. The record is from RefSeq and is a predicted model, not a curated record.
AUGACGUUAAAGACUGCUGGAGUUGUCAUCUUCAUUAGUUUAACUCUGACUUGUGGAGUUCGUGGACAGGAUGAUGAUUCGCUGGCGAGCAGUUUCUUCUCAGGUCUCUUCAAUUCCUUGACCAACACUGCAGAAGCCGCAGACUGUCCCGGGGUGUGUGUCCACGCUCGAGCGACACUGAUAUGUGACGAGGUCCUCGAGGACUUCCAAUGCCCGACGGCGAGCAUGCGAUGCUGCGUCAAUGGACCGUUGAACAGCACCGAGACAUCGUCGGAGAACGACAUCGAGGGCUCGAUGCCCACGAGCACCGAGAAGCCCAUCACCGUGAGCUAUCCAGCUACCACGACCCUCUCCACGACCACCACCUUCGCCACAACUACCACAAGCCCCAGUGCAACGUCUACUGCUGUCACCACGGUGAUUCAGAGGGAGCCGGAGAAGCCAUCGAGGACUCGAACGAAUGAAGAUUCAGGCGGAGAUAAGACAACAAAGAUCACCGUGACAACUCAGAGACCGGAGCCCCCGCCACAAAAACCGUGCACGGGAGAAUGCACCAGUGGGUUCUUCGCUCUAUUCUGCGAUAAUAUCGAUGGUGAGGCUGAUUGCCCCGAUGGGGGCUCUUGUUGUAUCAGUGAUCCAUCGAUCGAUAAAGAGCAGGAGAUAAUCACAACUACCUCUCGCCCAUCGACAGAAUCACUGCGGGGCGAGUUACCCCCCUGCAAAGGCGUCUGUCUUCUACCGAUGUUCUCCACAUUCUGUGAAGGAUCCAAAACAAUAGUUUCUGGAACUUCUUGCGACGGCGGAUCGAUCUGCUGUGAGGAGAGUACCUCAUCAACACCUGUGCCACCCACAACAACCCCUCCCCCAUCGACAGAAUCACCGCAGGGGGAGUUACCCCCUUGCAAAGGCCUCUGCACGGAGCCGCUGUUUUCCAUAUUUUGUGAAAAACCCAGUGCCAUAAUUUUCCAAACAUCAACUUGUGAAGACGGAUUCAUCUGCUGCGAGGCGAGUGAUUCUUCACUCGAGGGUCAAUCUCGUUUUUACAGACGGCUGAAGCACCGAAUAAGUGCGGCGAAAGUCAAUGUACCCCUGAUGCUCGGUUCUUAUGCCGGCGAGGGUGAUUAUUCUAUUUCCCCCACUUGCAGUGUGGCACCGUGGCUCCUUGAGUGCAGGGGGAUGAACUGA